AUGGCUGCUGGUGGCAUUGACACAAAGAAAAAACUGAUUAAAAAUGAACGGCAGACAUGGCCACAAGCCAACCCGCAAGCGCCAGCCACAGAAUAUGGAGAGCAAACAGAGCACCAAGCGGGCAACACACGGCGCCCACUGCGCCACCAUCCCCGGAAAGGCCAGAGACCACACUGGGACUCACGCACGCAGAAAUGGAGCAUCGGCUCACCAGCAACCUCAGAG
This is a messenger RNA of Pelobates cultripes (western spadefoot toad), 225 nucleotides long. The record is from the annotation of a GenBank genome assembly. NCBI's taxonomy places the organism in Eukaryota, Metazoa, Chordata, Amphibia, Anura, Pelobatidae.